Penicillium macrosclerotiorum is the source of this 2979-nucleotide messenger RNA. RefSeq names its product hybrid sensor histidine kinase/response regulator. The coding region runs from base 1 to 2979 and encodes 992 amino acids. The record is from RefSeq and is a predicted model, not a curated record. Lineage: Eukaryota; Fungi; Ascomycota; Eurotiomycetes; Eurotiales; Aspergillaceae. Gene Ontology annotation, biological process: protein autophosphorylation; phosphorelay signal transduction system. The transcript is spliced from 2 exons. Gene Ontology annotation, molecular function: histidine phosphotransfer kinase activity; phosphorelay sensor kinase activity.
AUGGCGCGCAGUGGCCGCCAGGCAUUAUUUUUUCCCAAGGUAGAUGAAGCGAUCCUGACAUCAAAACACCCGCCUCCACUUUCGCGGCCACAGACGAUCGCGCCGAUCUUUGAUCGUAAGAAUUUUGAUCGACCAAUCAGAUCAUGGUCUUCGAACAUCGCGAAGACAUUUUAUCCUGAAUCGGAGGCCUAUGGGCCCUCCUUGGCCCCGGAAAAGCCUCUUAGCUUCACCGAUAGAUAUUUACGUGCUUUCCUUGCUGAUAACGAGAGACUCAGGCUCUCCGUCCUUUGGUACUAUACUCGCGAUGUCCUCAAGGAAGCAGAAUUCCUCUCUGGGCUACAAGAAAAAGCAUAUCUUGCCCAAGAAUCCUUAGGAUGGGAAUUCGCUGUUAUCGGAAUUCUUGAUUUGGAUGUCUAUAUACGUUUGGCCACAGUUGGGCUUGAGCUGGGCAUUCUUCCACGAGGUGAAACUAUUUGCGCCCAUACAGUUACUCAACCACCUGGGAACGUGUUCCUGUUACCAGACCUCAUGGAAGACUGGAGAUUCCAAGAGUGUCCUUAUCUCGAGAGUGGUGGACUGAAAGCCUAUGCCGGCGUUCCACUUCGAAUACAAACGGAAUCUGGUGAAUCUGUUUCCCUCGGAUCACUUUGCGUGGCAUCGAGCAAGAGUGAGCAGCCUAUUUCAAAAACCCAGCAUCAAACGCUAGUUCAGUUAGGCGAUUGGGUUAUCUCUGAUCUUGUGCAAUGCACAAGAGCCAGACGCCAGCGAGAGCGGCGUCGUAUGUCUGAGUUGAUCACAGUAGUCCAGAAAACAGCAAAUGAUACAGGCUCUGCGGAACCUGUCUUGGAUAUUUUGAGAACUGUAUAUCCCGAUGCAAUAAUUUGCUUGCAGCAAUCUAGCACAACUCAUGUCGAACUCAACGGAUCGUAUUCUGUUUUGGUCGCUGAUCUUCAGGAUAGUAUAUGGGAAGACGUCGAAUAUAUUGAUGAAUUCAUUGCAAACUCAAACCACCUUGCGACUCCAUCUGACAGACCUGUGCGCAUUCUUUCUGCCGAGUGCGAAAGCAUAUCUGGAUCUUCUCUACUUGUUCUGGCAUCGAACGAUUUUCAUCUUGUGUUCGAUGAUGUCGAUCUAUGGUUUGUUCGAACCUGUGCCGAUGUGAUUUCCCAGGUAUGGCGCCAGAGUCUUUUGACAGAGGCAUUAAAAGCAAAAGACAAAUUCUUGCGAGCAUUCUCGCAUCAACUUCGAACUCCAGUACAUGGAAUUCUGGGCUCCGUGGAACUUCUGGGAGAGGAACUCAAGUCGCGGAUUCUCAACAGAAAUACAGCCUCGACCUCUGUUGUCGAGAAGAAUACGUCUACAAUUAAUCACAGCGAGCCUUUUACCUACCUAAAUAUGAUUAAGAUGGCAGGCCAAGAUCUCACAUCAAUGAUCAACAACUUGGUUAGUCUGAAUAAGUGGUCCGAUAUUGCCUUGGCAGAACGACACUAUGGCAUGCAUACUUUUAACGAUCUCGAGGCAGAGUUGGAAAGCGAAAUUAGCAAGUUCAUACUGUGUGACUCACGGUACACGACACCAGUGUUCUUCACUCACAAUCUAUCAUCACCAUGCACGUCCUUCCGCACUGACCUUCGACUGCUCAAAGACACUCUACUUCCACUGCUCAUCAACGCGAUUCAACACACGUCAGAAGGUACUGUAUCGGUUACCACAUCAAUGGACUCUGACUACAAACAAGUCAUUGUUGACAUCGAAGACACUGGCUGUGGUAUCCACCAUGAUUAUCAGAAGCGUAUCUUUGAAGCUUUCGAGAAAGUUGAUUCGCAUUCGGCAAGUGCUGGACUUGGUCUUACACUUGCAUUGAAAUUUGCAUCACUUAUUAACGGCUCAAUUGAUUUGAUUUCUUCGGAAGUUGGCCGUGGCUCUCAUUUCAGGGUCACAUUCAACGUGCUUGAGUGCGAUUGUCUUUCGACGCCUCCUCAGUCGCUACCUGCACGGCUCAGUCUGUUGCCUUCUCAAUUCUUCACGAUGAAGGGAGAUCAGGAUAACGUAUCACUGAUAAAUCCCUUCGAGUCUUUCCUAAGAAAGAACGAUUUCAUUAAAUCAGAUAGUAUAGAAGACUGCUUGGUUAUUUUUGAAGCCGCGUCCGAUCUCGAACAGCACCGUGCAAACCUGUCCCGAAUCCCCGCCGGACAAGUUGGCAUAUGCCUCGUUGCAGAUCCAGAGCAACAGUAUGACCUCGAACAGCCAACGAGCAACAUUAUCUAUCUCAACAGCCCUUUUACAACUUCAACACUUCUUUCAGCCCUCGAGAGCGCACAGAAUUUUUUCAUAACAAGGCAUUCCGUGUCACCUUUACUACAACCUCCCUCAGAAGAUACCUCCCCUACACAAUCAAUCGACCACCAAAUUACAUAUACGGACGAAAAAUUCCAAUCGCAUGAAUUGAAUUCCAGGCCAAAUGGCUCAAGUUCAAAUAUGACUGUAUCGCGCACAUCACAACCCGAUGUAUCUAUCCCUGUGGACCUGAAAAUAACCGUGCGAUCACUCUCAAUUUCUUCUCGGCCCUUGACUUUAAUUGUCGAUGACAACGUGUUGAAUCUCCGCGUCAUGGAGAAAUACUGCAAACGAAGAGGAUUGCCAUAUCUUUCCGCAACUGACGGCUCAAAAGCCGUUGAUAUUUUCACUCAGCAUCAAUCGCGAUCCGCUGCAGGCGACGAAAGCGCGAUCGAACUAGUAUUGAUGGACCUGCAAAUGCCAGUGUGCGGGGGCAUUGAAGCAAUCCGGCAAAUUCGGCCGCUGGAGCAGCAAAGAAAAUACGCAAAGAGCUCUAUCUUUGUCAUGACUGGCCAAGAUAGUGUGGCGGACAGAAACGCUGCAGAUGAAGCCGGAGCCGACGAAUACUUUGUGAAACCGGUCAUCCUCACGCAGCUCGAUCGCCUUAUCCAGCAAUAUUUUCCUGCCUUCAAGUCACAUUAG